UGAUUGUUUUGAUAAAAAUUGAAUUCAAAACGAUAUGGUUUGGUGAUUCAGGAGAGUGAAGCUGUGAAUCUGAAGCUGUAUUCACACUGGAUGAGCUCCUGCUCCUUCCGAGUUCGAUUCGCUCUCAACCUCAAAGGCUUAAAAUACCACUACGUAGCUAUCACCACCUCCUCCAAAUCUGACCCCGAGUUCCUCAAGUUGAAUCCUCUUGCUUUAAUUCCCAUUCUGGUAGAUGGCGAUUUUGUUCUUGCUGAAUCCUUAGCCAUUAUUAUGGUUGGUCCUCCAACUCUUGAUUUUAAUUUCCCUGUUUCUCUUAUAUAUUCUUAUUUAUAUUCAAUUAUUCAUGUUCUCUAUGUUGCACAUAUUUUUUUGCAGAAUAACAUCAUUGAGAAAAAGGUUGGCCCUUAUGAAAAACUUCCUUGGGCACAAAGUGUCAUUAGAAAGGGCUUCACAGGUGACACUUCACUGAAUACCAUUAAGAUAUAUUAUGUGCAAGAUCACUUGGAGGAUUUUAAUUGGUGCUGCCGUGGAAUAUGUAAUCCGACAACCCAUUCCAGAGCAGUCCCGCUGGGAAUGAACAAGGGAAUGAACACUGAUACAAUUGUUAAGGCCAAGAGUUUUCUUGAUGGUGAUGAAGAUCAGCAUGAAAAAGAUGUGUUUGAGAAGAAUCUGAAGGUGCUUCAGAACAUUUUUUAGUCAUUAUGCCAAAAUUAGAAGAUUAACGAUUUUCUGUUUGUUAAGCUCUUUUCGGAUAUAGAGUGCAAACUUUGCAUUUUAAUUGAUAUGUGAUACAAG
Molecule: messenger RNA, 795 nt
Organism: Arachis ipaensis
Lineage: Eukaryota; Viridiplantae; Streptophyta; Magnoliopsida; Fabales; Fabaceae
Source: RefSeq, a predicted model, not a curated record